Molecule: messenger RNA, 1263 nt
Organism: Diaporthe citri
Lineage: Eukaryota; Fungi; Ascomycota; Sordariomycetes; Diaporthales; Diaporthaceae
Exons: 3
Coding region: 1-1263 (420 amino acids)
Biological process (GO): positive regulation of transcription by RNA polymerase II
Cellular component (GO): nucleus
Molecular function (GO): transcription cis-regulatory region binding; DNA-binding transcription factor activity
Source: RefSeq, a predicted model, not a curated record
AUGCCCCCUCGGAGCAUUGAUGUCGGCGAUCACAUUCCCCACACCGACGCAACUGUUUCUGCAAACCCCACAGAUCCUGUCUUCCAGGAUUUGAGUCUUGGCACCAGAAGGAACGUCGAAUAUUACUUACGAGAGUGCUGCAGCGAGUGCACUAUCUACGGUGAUGACUUUGGCAACCCGUUUAAGCAAAUGCUACUGCUAAUACCGCAUAAUAACGCGAUGCGGGACAUUGUCGUUGCGAUUUCUGUCUAUCAUCAGGCUCGUGCAGGUGUUACUUCCGUCCCAGCGACACAAAGCUAUGACAGCUCUCUGGUUACAGCGAAGCCGGAACUGAGCUCUAUCGAUCUUGCCACUGUUAUGGGGCACGCGUAUAAAGCGACACAUAGCCUCCGAACCGCGCUAUCUAGCGAAGAUUGCUCCGAUGCAGUUGUGGCGUCGUCAUUUCUUUUCACGUGGCUCGAUAUGUUAGACACAGAACAUCCCUCGUGGCAUCACCAUCUCGCUGGCAUGAAAGACCUCAUGUGUCUUCGGCGAACCAAGGAUGCAUCAGCAUCGACCGGAGGCUCUGUAUUCCACGGAUUCUUCCGCGAGGCGUAUGCCAUGAUAUCCAUAUUCGGCUCAACGCUGAGCAGAACCAAGAUAGAUCCUGCUCAAGAGCUCCCACAGUUCGAUUUGGGCGCUGUCUUGGAGCGGGCCCAGAGCUGGAGUUGGACCGGAUGCCCCGCUGAGCUCGUAGGGAUUCUGCAUGCUUUAAAUGGGCUGCAAUCUCAAUCUCAAGAGCUCCGCCAGGAGGAAGCGGAAUUGACUCUAAACCGACUCGAGAAGUUCUCUUGUUCAGACUGGGCACUCCUUUUCCCCGGUAGAGACCUCCAUGAGCAGCGACUUCACACGGCCUCUGCCUACAAGGGGGCCAUCGCGAUCUACGCAGCGCAAGUCCUCAGCGCCACCUGCUAUAACAGACCAUUGGUGGGAGACAUUGUCGAUCUCACUCUGCACCAUCUCCAACAACUUUCACCGAGCGACUCUCAUUUCAAGGGUAUCCUCUGGCCCGCCUUCAUUCUUGGGGCUGAAGCACGUCUUCCGGAGCAACGACUGUGGGUUGCGAAUGCAUUGGAGCAGCUCUACGGUAUGAUCCAUAUGUGGAAUAUCAAAAGGGGCUUGUCAGUUCUGCACCGAAUUUGGGCGCGCCCACUGCCCGCAAAUGACAGGAGGUCGUGGCUCGACGAUGUGUAUGACAUGGACGAGAAGCUAAUGCUGAUAUGA